Molecule: messenger RNA, 999 nt
Organism: Adineta ricciae
Lineage: Eukaryota; Metazoa; Rotifera; Eurotatoria; Adinetida; Adinetidae
Source: the annotation of a GenBank genome assembly
AUGACUAUUCGCAUCGUUUCAUACAAUAUUUUAGUUCCAAUAUAUGCUUCUCUACCCUAUUAUUAUCAUAAAUCAGAACGACGAUACCUCGAAACUGAUUACCGAUGGAAUUUAAUUACGUCACAAUUAAAGCAAGAGAUCAAUGACCAUGAAAAUACAAUCAUUUGUUUACAAGAACUGUCUCGAACAUUGAUUUCAAAGUGUGAGGAAUUCUUUCGCGAAUUAAAUUACACGUUCUAUUACGAUCUGUAUGGUCAAAUAUACAAUAACUAUAUGGGCGUAGGUAUUGCCGUACCAGCAUCCAUAGAAAUCAAUCACAUGUCAAUGCUCAAGAUCUCCGAUCAUAUACGGUCAUUGAGUAGACCUCGAGAAACGCUCUCGGGUAUAUUUUCAUGGAUACGGCCUUGGUAUAAUUUCAUAAGUGGAACUCUUUCUCAAAGUACGAAUGAUCCAUGGGAAACAGCAAUGAGUAAAAAUAAUACACUUAUCUGUCUUCAGGUGACGGUUGACAGCAAAUCGCUAUACAUUGGAGUAUAUCAUAUGCCGUGUUUAUAUAAAACUCCUGACGUCAUGAUGAUCCAUUCGUCGAUUGUUAAAGAUCUCAUGUUUAAACUAGCAGACGGCAAAGAUUUAAUCCUAGCAGGCGAUUUCAAUAUUGAACCGCAUAAUUCUUGUUACAAUAUGUUAACCGGAAAAGAUGUUUCUGGUUAUAAAUUUCCUGUAUCGAGCUCUUAUGAAAUCUUUUAUCAAUUAAAUAGUGAACAAACCUUGAAAAGUGCGUAUCGAGAAAAGAAUGGUCAAGAACCUUCGUACACAAAUUAUUCGAACAUAAUCAAAUCAUCGACAUAUUGUGGAACACUCGAUUACAUAUUCUACCGCGGCGAUCUUACGGUACAAGAUGUAUUAGAUGUACCAGAACGUCCGGCCAGUGAAUCAUAUCCAGAUGAAACUCAUCCAUCGGACCAUCUAAUGAUUGCAGCAACAUUUCGACUAGUAUAG